Molecule: messenger RNA, 1148 nt
Organism: Micropterus dolomieu (smallmouth bass)
Lineage: Eukaryota; Metazoa; Chordata; Actinopteri; Centrarchiformes; Centrarchidae
Product: cytochrome P450 2J4-like
Exons: 6
Coding region: 179-985 (268 amino acids)
Biological process (GO): xenobiotic metabolic process
Cellular component (GO): cytoplasm; intracellular membrane-bounded organelle
Molecular function (GO): iron ion binding; heme binding; oxidoreductase activity, acting on paired donors, with incorporation or reduction of molecular oxygen, reduced flavin or flavoprotein as one donor, and incorporation of one atom of oxygen
Source: RefSeq, a predicted model, not a curated record
UUCAACAAGCAACAACUAAUCAACUAAUCCAUAACUAGUUACAGGGCAGUAUGCUUUUUCACCAUGACACAGUCUUUUUUUAUGUUAAGUACAUGUUCCCUUUCCCUUCAACUUCGCUACAUCUUUGCCACAGGGCAUGCUGGCAGAGGCAUGCAGCAACACCAUGGAGCACUGAACGAUGCACUUUAGACGCAAGCCUUUUGAUGCCCAAUCACUGAUUACCAGUGCUGUGUCCAACAUCAUCUGCUGCCUGGUGUUUGGUGAUCGCUUUGAAUACACUGACAAGCAGUACCAGGGUAUUCUUCAGAAGUUGAAUGAAAUAAUGUACUUACAGGGAAGUUUGUGGACACAGGUUUAUAACACAUAUCCCUGGCUGAUGAAGUGGGUGCCCGGACCUCACCAGAGGAUAUUCACUCUGACACAAAACUUAGAUGACUUUGUAGAGAUCAAGAUUAAAGAACACAGAGAAAGCCUUGACCCGUCCUCACCGAGAGACUACAUCCACUGCUUCCUCGCAGAGAUGGGAGAGAAGGAGGACACAGAUUCUGGUUUUGAUUUAAAAAAUCUGGCUGUUUGCACUCUGGACCUGUUUGGUGCUGGAACUGAAACUACUACCACAACUUUACACUGGGGACUGCUAUUCAUGAUGUACUACCCUGACAUACAAGGCACCACUAUCAUGCCCACGCUGAACUCAGUUCUACAUGAUGAGUCGAUGUGGGAAACUCCACACACCUUCAACCCUCAACAUUUUCUGGACCAGGACGGCAAAUUUAGGAAGAGAGAGGCCUUCCUUCCUUUUUCAGCAGGUAAGCGUGUGUGUCUUGGGGAGCAGCUAGCCAGGAUGGAGUUAUUCCUCUUCUUUACCUCCCUCCUUCAGAGGUUUUCUUUCUCAGCAUGCGCUGGAGAGCAGCCCAGUCUGGAGUUCAAGUUGGGAGCCACUCGCUGUCCCAAACCUUACCGCAUCUGUGCCGUACCACGAUAAACCACCAAAUGAACCAUCUGUUUCACAACACAAUGAAUCACAGCGUUCCACUACAGUUAUUUCACCAGCAAGGACCACACAAUCAAAAGAUUGUGAUUUACUACCCCAAUUCCAAUGAAGUUGGGACGUUGUGUAAAACGUAAAUAAAACCAGAAUACAAUGA